Messenger RNA from Sciurus carolinensis (gray squirrel), 1823 nucleotides. RefSeq names its product phospholipase A2 group IIC (gene Pla2g2c). NCBI's taxonomy places the organism in Eukaryota, Metazoa, Chordata, Mammalia, Rodentia, Sciuridae. The record is from RefSeq and is a predicted model, not a curated record. The coding region runs from base 709 to 1164 and encodes 151 amino acids. Gene Ontology annotation, molecular function: phospholipid binding; signaling receptor binding; calcium ion binding. The transcript is spliced from 6 exons. Gene Ontology annotation, biological process: phospholipid metabolic process; lipid catabolic process; positive regulation of fibroblast proliferation.
CUAGACUAGCUCUCGGGCGCUGUGGUCAGAGGGUCAGGCUGACCUCUCCCCUCCCCGAAUGUGACCGUCGAGGUGACCGGGGCCGGGGCCGCGGAGGGGACCCAGGGCGCACGGAGGACUGGGGUGGUGAGAAGGGUGGGCCGUGAGCGGGCCUGGAAGACGCGAACCGCGAGAGGGCCCCAGCAGGCAGGAGGGCGCGGGCCGCAGAACCGUCGGGCCCACGCGCGCGCCCUAGAUGGGCCAGCCGAACCCCGUCCCCUCUGGGAGCCCUGGAGCCGGCUGAGAUUUACUUCUCCGAGCCUGAGUUUCUCAGCUGUGAAAUGAGCUGCACACAAGUCCUGCCCGGCCUUUGUUCGUUCAUUGAAUAUUAACUGCACCCUUCACAGACUCUGUGCUAAGUGCUUCUUAUUCACAAGAUUAUUGUGGGGAAAUCAAAUGAGGUGAUGAAAGAGAAAGCCCUUGGCAUGCUUUUAAGAGUGUUAUAAAUUGCUGGAGAUGGAACCCAGGGCCUUAUGCAUGAUAGGAGCUCUGUUCUACUGCGCACACCCCGGCCCCUAAAUUCACGUCUUUGAGUGAAGGUGAUGAAUUGUUUUGUUAUGGCCUUGGCUGAGAGGGCAGAUUGGCUGGUGAGGCACUGUCUUGGGGAGUUUGACUGGCAGACGAAGAAGGUGGGACCCUGGGUCCCGGGACCCCCUGCUGUCCUUGGGGAUGAAGAUGAUUGUUCUUCUUCUUGUCUUCAUCUCCUGCCUGACGGUCCCCACCCUCAGCAGCUUCUGGCAGUUCCAGAGGAUGGUCAAACACAUCACCGGAAGGAGCGCCUUCCUCUCCUACUACGGCUAUGGCUGCUACUGCGGGCUUGGAGGCAAAGGAGUCCCUGUGGACGACACGGACAGAUGCUGCCUGACACAUGACUGUUGUUACAAGAAGCUGAAGGAGUCUGGCUGCCAGCCGGUGCUGAACAGCUACCAGUUCCACGUCAUCAACAAGACAGUGGUCUGCGGAUGCUCCCUGGGUCCUGGCGGCAGCUGCCUCUGCGGGCUGAAGGCCUGCGAGUGUGACAGGCAGUCUGCCUUCUGCUUCAGAAGGAGCCUGCCCACCUACGAGAGGAACUUCAAGCUGCUCUCCGGCCGGCCCCCGUGCGGCCGGCAGAAGCUCCAGUGCUAGGAAGGCCCCACCCGCCACUGCCGUCUGCUGUCCUGCUGCCCUUCUGGGAAGCCACCUCCCGUUACCCCUGACAACCCACCCUGUGGCACAGCUCCCUCGGGGCACCCUGCACCCAGCACCGGAGGCCUGGAGGUUAGAGGGGAGCCUGUGGAUAGAGAGGGACCGCGGACAUCCGCCGAAUAAGCUAAGCGACUCGUCCAGACAGGAGCCAGUGCUGUGAGGCAAGGAAGGGCGGACGGGGGAGCAGAGAGGAGCACCCCGCCCUCCCCCAGCCGGGACCCAGCCGGGGAAGCCCUCCACUCUCCCUCCGCCCCACUCCACAUCAAGAUGCGGGGCAGACUUGGGAGGCGGCCCACCACAGGUCUCCCUGGGAAGAAAGCAGAGAGAUUGGGAAGUGGGUCCCUGGGGGCCACGCCCGGUGUCUGGCCCUCAUCUGCUUCAGGUCGGCCUGCACCCUGCGCACCCACAGGUGGGAACAGCUUGAUGUUGGGUUCAUGUCUCGGGGCCCAGGACACCACGAGAACAUGUCAGCCUGUGGACUCAUGGCCAGGAAGACGUCGAGAAACGGGAGAGAGGGCCGGGAGGGCGCACUGGGGGCAUCCCGGAUUCCCAUCCACAUCCGGAAGGCUCUGGUCACGCCAGGCUUGGAGUCUAAUAAA